Fonsecaea nubica is the source of this 2550-nucleotide messenger RNA. RefSeq lists its product as hypothetical. Gene Ontology annotation, cellular component: intracellular anatomical structure; catalytic step 2 spliceosome. NCBI's taxonomy places the organism in Eukaryota, Fungi, Ascomycota, Eurotiomycetes, Chaetothyriales, Herpotrichiellaceae. Gene Ontology annotation, molecular function: RNA binding; ATP binding. The coding region runs from base 1 to 2550 and encodes 849 amino acids. The record is from RefSeq and is a predicted model, not a curated record. The transcript has a single exon.
AUGCUCCGCAAAGGAACCAAGAGAUCUGCAGAUGAAGCAUUCCCGUCAAAGUCCGCAUCAGUAAAGGACAAGUUGGAACGCCAUAGGUCUAAAUCUGCACAGAAUGGGCCGACAGGUAAGACUGUCGAUUUUGGGGAACGGCAAGGGAAGGACGACAGCCUGAAGGGCGGUAGCAAGACCCUGAGCUUGAGAGAGCGGGCUCGUCUUUUAAUGCCAGCCAGACAAAAAUUACCCAUUUACAGCAGCGUCGAUCAGAUACGCCAGAAGGUCAGGGAUCAUGAUGUGCUGCUACUUGUCGGAGAGACAGGGUCGGGCAAGUCGACGCAGAUUCCACAGUUCCUGGUGAACGAACCAUGGUGCCAAAAGAGGAAGACCAGCGGGGGCGUCAAUGUUGGAGGGUGCAUUGCCAUCACACAACCCCGGAGAGUCGCGGCGAUCUCCCUUGCUCGUCGUGUGGCCGAGGAGAUGGGCACGCCGCUGGGAAAUUCGAGUCCUGCAUCUGAAGUCGGGUACUCUGUGCGGUUCGAGAACAGCACGAGUCCCUCGACGAGGAUCAAGUUUUUGACAGAGGGCAUGCUUCUACAAGAGAUGCUGCGGGAUCCUUGGUUGAGGGAGUACUCGGCCGUCGUGGUGGACGAGGUUCACGAGCGCGGCGUCAAUGUGGAUCUGGUGUUGGGCUUUCUCAGAAGGAUGCAGGAUCUGAGAAACAAGAAGGAUGGCAGGGGUGGCAUUCCAUUGAAGGUUGUGGUCAUGAGUGCGACGGCAGACAUGGAGAAGAUUCAAAACUUCUUCAGCACGAGUCAGGAAAAGCACGAAGGUCAACCCGAUGUCGAUGUCGAGUCUCAUGGAGCAGAAGACGACUGGUCUGGUUUCUCUGAUGAAACAGAUGCUGUUGACAGAAAAGAUACCAAGCCCGACCCUGCCAACAGCAAUAGUGUUGCGAAGGAUAAGUCUAGGACUGACAGCUCCUGCAAAGCAACAUCGCUUUUCAUCAAAGGCCGUCAAUAUCCUGUAACCGUCAACUACACGCCAACGUCAGUGCCAGAUGUCAUCGAUGCGGCAUAUCAGCGAAUCCUGGACAUCCACACCCACAGUCCUCUACCAGGCGAUAUACUCGUGUUUCUCACUGGUCAAGAAACCGUCGAAUCUCUGCUCGGUCUUGUGAGUUCGUGGUCACUCUCGGUUCAGAGAGACCCCAAGCAGGCUGCGACGCUUCCCAAAAUCCUCAUCCUCCCACUUUACGCAGCUUUACCUUCGAACGUGCAACAACGUGUCUUCCAACCAACACCGAAGUUGACACGCAAGGUGAUAUUAGCAACAAACAUCGCCGAGACCAGUGUCACGGUGCCUGGAAUUCGAUAUGUAAUUGACACCGGAAAGGCGAAGCAGCGACUCUUUCGCCCUUCCCUAAAUUUGGACACUCUACUGACAGUGCCCAUCUCUCGCAGUUCCGCCAAUCAGCGAUCUGGACGAGCCGGGCGAGAUGCCCCGGGAACUGCAUACAGGUUGUACACUGAAGCGGAUUACUACCAACUGGCCCAGGAUACCGAACCUGAAAUCCUGCGCUGCGACCUCAGUCAGCUUGCACUCACACUCAAGGCGCACUCGAUUGACACUUUGGGGGACUUCCCAUUCCUGACAGCUCCGCCACGAAGGGCUCUCGAGAGGGCGAUGAUACAUCUCCUCCAGCUCUCUGCAUUGGACACCUCGAACGGGCAGAUCACACGUCUGGGACGAGAGAUGAGCGUCUUACCAUUGCCUGCGAGCUUGGCGAGAGUCCUCCUUGCCAGCGCAGACCCAGCAUACGAUUGUGUCGAGGAGAUUAUUGAUAUCGUUUCAGCAUUGAGUGUUGAGAAUAUCUUCCUCAACAUCCAUAACCGUCCAUCUGCUACGACAUCCGGCGACUUUGUCAAACCUACCUCCAAACCAUCUGGCCACAGUGACUCGGAUGCUGAAGAAGACUCCGCAGAAGGUCGUGCACAGCAAGCACGACGACAUCUCUUUCGACGUGAAGGGGACCAUCUCACCCUCCUAGCCACUAUCCAGGCAUAUGUGGCUGAAAAUACAGAUCGCCGUCGCUGGUGUGAAGAGCGGUUCAUCUCGCACCGGGCCAUGAGCGGCGCCAUGGAUGUCAGGAAACAGCUUACUGCGCUGAUGGACCGAUACCAGCGCAAGAACGAAGCCGAGAGCAAAAUGGGUGGAAAAGGACCACGGAAAGUCAAUCCAAUGCGGGAUGGUGACAAGACCAGUCCAACCACUCGGAUCCUCAAGUGCAUCAUGACCGGCUUCCACCCCAAUGUUGCGCGCCUUUGUCCCGACGGGAGCUAUCGGACCAUCCUCACGAACCAAGUUGUGGCCAUUCAUCCAAGCAGCGUAUUGUUCUCCCUGCCUUCGUAUACCUCUGGAGGUCAAGGCCCUAGUGGCAAGACCCCGCCAAGGAAAUACGAGGGUAUUAUGUAUAACGAGUUUGUGUACACAGGCACAAAGGCCUAUGCCCGUGGUGUGAGUGCGGUGGAGAUGAAAUGGAUGCAGGAACUUCUGGAGCCAUGA